Molecule: messenger RNA, 1407 nt
Organism: Psammomys obesus (fat sand rat)
Lineage: Eukaryota; Metazoa; Chordata; Mammalia; Rodentia; Muridae
Product: plasminogen activator inhibitor 1 RNA-binding protein-like
Cellular component (GO): cytoplasm; nucleus
Molecular function (GO): mRNA 3'-UTR binding
Source: RefSeq, a predicted model, not a curated record
UGGGAAGAGCUGAAGCAGGCGCUUUUGGCUCGGCGCGGUCCGCUGCAAUCCGUGGAGGAACGCGCCGCCGAGCCACCAUCAUGCCUGGGCACCUACAGGAAGGCUUCGGCUGCGUGGUCACCAACCGAUUCGACCAGCUAUUUGACGACGAAUCGGACCCUUUCGAGGUACUGAAGGCAGCAGAGAACAAGAAAAAAGAAGCCGGCGGGGGCGGCGUUGGGGGCCCCGGGGCCAAGAGCGCCGCUCAGGCCGCGGCCCAGACCAACUCCAACGCGGCGGGGAAACAGUUGCGUAAAGAGUCCCAGAAAGAUCGCAAGAACCCGCUGCCCCCCAGCAUCGGCGUGGCUGACAAAAAGGAGGAGACGCAGCCGCCGGUGGCGCUUAAGAAAGAAGGAAUAAGGCGAGUUGGAAGAAGACCUGAUCAACAACUUCAGGGUGAUGGGAAAAUUCUUGAUAGGAGAGCAGAAAGGCGACCACCUCGCGAAAGAAGAUUUGAAAAGCCACUUGAAGAAAAGGGUGAAGGUGGCCUGAAGCAUGAGGACAAACGUGGAGGUAGCGGAUCUCACAACUGGGGAACUGUCAAAGAUGAAUUAACUGAUUUGGAUCAAUCAAAUGUGACUGAGGAAACACCUGAAGGUGAAGAGCACCCCGUGGCAGACACUGAAAAUAAGGAGAACGAAGUUGAAGAGGUUAAGGAAGAGGGUCCAAAAGAGAUGACUUUGGAUGAAUGGAAAGCUAUUCAAAAUAAAGACCGAGCAAAAGUAGAAUUUAAUAUCCGAAAACCAAAUGAAGGUGCUGAUGGACAAUGGAAAAAGGGAUUUGUUCUGCAUAAAUCAAAAAGUGAAGAGGCUCAUGCUGAAGAUUCAGUUAUGGACCAUCAUUUCCGGAAGCCAGCAAAUGAUAUAACGUCUCAACUGGAGAUCAAUUUCGGAGACCUAGGCCGCCCAGGACGUGGUGGCAGGGGAGGACGUGGUGGCCGUGGCCGUGGUGGUCGUUCAAACCGUGGCAGCAGGACUGAUAAGUCAAGUGCUUCUGCUCCUGAUGUAGAUGACCCAGAGGCAUUCCCAGCUCUGGCCUAACUGGAUGCCAUAAUACAACACUGGUUCCUUUGUGGACCCUCCUGUUCAAAGCUUUGCAUGCUUAAGGAUCCCAAACAACUAAGAAUUAAAAAAAAAAAGACUGUCAUUCAUACCAUUCACACCUAAAGACUGAAUUUUAUCUGUUUUGAAAACGAACUUCUCUAGCUACACAGAAGUAACAAAUAUGUUAGUCAGUUUUGUAUUUAGAAAUGUAUUGGUAGCAGGGAUGUUUUCAUAAUUUUCAGAGAUUAUGCAUUCUUCAUGAAUACUUUUGUAUUGCUGCUUGCAAAUAUGCAUUUCCAAACUUGAAAUAUAGGUGUGAACAGUG